GAGAAAUAUCAUCUCCGAGGUCACUCGACUUAAAGGGCAUUUCUAUUAUUGUUUGGUCAGGUCUUUGUGGAAGACGGUCCCUUCCUUGAUCAUGCAAAACGGAUCCGGGGGAAAUCAGAAAUUUUCUUGUCCACCUCUUCUCAGCAUUCCGACUCCCCCAACUACCUCCGUCACCUUGUAAAAUUGGCAGACUCUGGACCUUUUGCAUGCUGGAGAAAAAUCACUGUUUUGCCUCCAGCAAGGAACAUGCAUGUUGCAACACUGACUCCUCCUCUAGUGAAGAAAGAGUGAACAAGUGCACCGAGUUGAGCUUCUUCGCAGAGACACGCGGCUGGUGACUGCGGAGCAGUGGCUAAAAUCCCCAGACGCCGGGUCUUCUGGGCUGGGCUUUCCCCGCUGCUGUGCUGUUCUGUCUUAUUCGCUCUUCUCCUGCUUCUGGAUUCUACCCAGGGCUCAGGAAACAGCUUUACCUGCAGUGAUAAAGCUCCCGUCCUUUUCAGGAAGUGCUCACCGCCUGCUAUGGCAGACUUUUCUCCCCAGCAAAACUAAAGGACACUUCUGUCUGUGAAGGGAGCCUCUGAUACAUUGCCUGUAGCAAGAAACAGGAGCCAACAUGAAGGGAAACAUGCCAUCUGCCCUUGCUUUCAUCCUACUUUUUCUCAACAUCGGCUUUCUGAAUGGACAAUCACCACCUGGAAAACCUGAGAUCCACAAAUGUCGUUCUCCUGACAAGGAAACAUUCACCUGCUGGUGGAAUCCUGGGACAGAUGGAGGACUUCCUACCAAUUACUCACUGAUUUACAGCAAAGAAGGAGAGAAAGACACCCAUGAAUGUCCAGACUACAAAACCAGUGGCCCCAACUCCUGUUUCUUUAGCAAGCAGUACACUUCCAUAUGGAAAAUAUACAUCAUCACAGUAAAUGCCACUAACGAAAUGGGAAGCAGUGCAUCGGAUCCACUUUAUGUGGAUGUGACUUACAUAGUUGAGCCAGAGCCUCCUCGGAACCUGACUUUAGAAGUGAGACAGCUAAAAGACAAAAAAACGUAUCUAUGGGUAAAAUGGUCCCCACCCACCAUAACUGAUGUGAAAACUGGUUGGUUUACGAUGGAAUAUGAAAUUCGAUUAAAGUCUGAAGAAGCAGAUGAGUGGGAGACCCAUUUUACGGGGCAGCAAACACAUUUUAAGGUUUUUGACUUAUAUCCAGGACAAAAAUACUUUGUCCAGACUCGCUGCAAGCCAGACCAUGGAUACUGGAGUAGAUGGGGCCAAGAGAAUUCCAUUGAAAUACCCAGUGACUUCACCUUGAAAGAUACAACCGUGUGGAUCAUUGUGGCCAUUCUCUCUGCUGUCAUCUGUUUGAUUAUGGUCUGGGCAGUAGCUUUGAAGGGCUAUAGCAUGAUGACCUGCAUCUUUCCACCAGUUCCUGGGCCAAAAAUAAAAGGAUUUGAUACUCAUCUGCUGGAGAAGGGCAAGUCUGAAGAACUCCUGAGUGCCUUAGGAUGCCAAGACUUCCCCCCCACUUCUGACUCUGAGGACUUGCUGGUGGAGUUUUUAGAAGUGAAUGACAGUGAGGACGUGCAGCUAAUGCCAUCCCAUUCCAAAGAGUACCCAGGUCAAGGUGUAAAACCCACACACCUAGAUCCUGACAAUGACUCUGGUCAUGGAAGCUAUGACAGCCAUUCUCUUUUGUCUGAAAAGUAUGAGGAGCCCCAGGCCUACCCCCCUGCUUUCCACAUUCCUGAGAUCAUUGAGAAGCCAGAGAAUCCUGAAGCAAAUAUUCCUCCCACCCAGGACCCCCAAAGCAGCAUCCCCUAUUUUCAUUCAGAUGUGUCCAAAUCUUCAACAUGGCCUUUACUGCCUGGCCAACACAUGACCAGAUCUCCUUAUCACAGCAUUGUUGAUAUGUGCAAGCUAGCUGGAGGUCCUGUAGAUACACUUGCCUCUUUCCUAGACAAAGCAGGAAAAAAUCUUCUAAAAUUUUCUAAAACCCUCAAGACUGGAGAGGAAAAAGAGGUGGCUGAGCAAGAGGAGAUGAAAAGCUUCCAUUCUGAGACUAAACAGAACACAUCAUGGCCCCUGCUCCAGGAGAAAGCUCCCAUUGUCUAUGCUAAACCCCCAGAUUAUGUGGAGAUUCACAAAGUCAACCAAGAUGGAGUACUAUCGUUGUUCCCCAAACAGAAAGACAACAACCAGGCGGAGAAGCCCGAGGUUCCUGAAGCCAGUAAGGAGUAUGCCAAGGUGUCUGGGGUUGUGGAUGACAACCUCUUGGUGUUAGUGCCAGAUUCACGAGCUCAGAACACAGCUUUGUUUGGGGAAUCAGCCAAGAAGGCUCUACCAUCGCUUGAACAGAAUCAACCUGAGAAAGAUCUGGCCAGCUUUGCUGCAACCUCAAGCAACUGCAGACUCCAACUGGGCAGGCUGGAUUACCUGGAUCCUACAUGCUUCAUGCACUCCUUUCACUGAUAGCUAGACUUAUGGAACGAUCGGCUAAAAUGUGAUGUUUUUUCUUCAGGUAACACUACAGAGUCAUGGAAUAAUGUGGUCUGCUAGCGAAUGUUACAGGAUGUGGGUAAAAUAACACUACUUCACUCCUUUUCAUGUCGUGUUCAGCACUUGCCUCUUUUCAACAGCUGAUGUCCAGAACAAA
Peromyscus eremicus (cactus mouse) is the source of this 2648-nucleotide messenger RNA. RefSeq names its product prolactin receptor (gene Prlr). NCBI's taxonomy places the organism in Eukaryota, Metazoa, Chordata, Mammalia, Rodentia, Cricetidae. The record is from RefSeq and is a predicted model, not a curated record. Bases 614 to 2464 code for a protein of 616 amino acids. Gene Ontology annotation, molecular function: cytokine binding; cytokine receptor activity. Gene Ontology annotation, biological process: cytokine-mediated signaling pathway. The transcript is spliced from 10 exons. Gene Ontology annotation, cellular component: signaling receptor complex; membrane; external side of plasma membrane.